Messenger RNA from Salarias fasciatus (jewelled blenny), 2824 nucleotides. RefSeq lists its product as uncharacterized. Gene Ontology annotation, cellular component: exocyst. Gene Ontology annotation, biological process: exocytosis; exocyst localization. Lineage: Eukaryota; Metazoa; Chordata; Actinopteri; Blenniiformes; Blenniidae. Gene Ontology annotation, molecular function: SNARE binding. The transcript has 12 exons. The coding region runs from base 377 to 1777 and encodes 466 amino acids. The record is from RefSeq and is a predicted model, not a curated record.
UGGACAAUUUGCACAAAGGAACGGCUCUCAGACAGCUGUGAACCGGCUUUUGUCGUUCACUUAAAAGAGCCGUUCAAAGGAACGGCUGGUUCAUUGAACGUCACAGGGGAAGUAGUGGACGGGGUGAUUCAUCCCUCUGCCAUUGUGGCGGUGUGCUCGUCCUUCAGAGCUGACUGAGCAACGGGCAGCAUCUCUGAGCCGAGAGAGGAAGACACGAUGAAGUCUUUACGACGGAGAAUAAUGUCAAAGAUCAGAAAGAAGAAAACCUCUCAGAGGACGGACACGCAGAGUGACUCCAGCGGUGCUCGGGAAGACAUCUCCUCUUGUUUCAUGAUCAUGACUGUCCCGGGGCGGGCGGGGAGAACAGCGCGUCCAGAUGGAUCUGAACACCGUCGUUCAGGAUCUGCCUGUGCUCCUGGAUGUUCCUCGAUCUGGUUCCUCAGAGGGAGGAACUAUUAAAGAGCAAUGCAACAUCCACAUGAUGAAGUUCUGGAACAAGAGCAUCCCCAAACCUCCAGAGGACCUGGAGAAGAAGCUUCAAGAGCACCUGAACGAAGUGAAGAAGGUCGUGGCUCAUCAUCUGAGGAGGCUCAAACCGUGGAUGCAACCCCAUGGGCUGAUGGGAUACCUGGAGGACUGCUGCCACCGCCGGAUGAUCCAACACCUGCAGAGCCUGAUCCGGAGAGUCAGCUCCUCCAGGAGCUGCUUCAAGCUGCUGCACUGGGCUCGUCACUCAUAUCUCAGGAUUGAGGAGUUUUCCAACCAUGACUACCAGAAGAUCAACGGAUGGGACGAAUGGGAGAGCACAGCGAAAGACAUACUGAUUCAAACUGAGCAGGAAGAACAACAAGUUCGCCUUAAGAAAAUCCUGGAGGCUCAUAAACGCCAGAAAACCUGUGACAAUGAGGAGUCUUAUAUUUUACUUGAUGUGGACGUCAUAAAGUUCACCUUUGACACGUUUGAAAAAGUCAAAGCGAUUGACCAUGACCUGAGUGACAGAGUUCUUCGGGUUUGUUCUCGGGAGCUGCUGGUGUUUGUGAAAGGGUACAAUGAGUGUCAGAGAGUCUUUUUAAAGAAGAAACCAGCGACCGUCCACUUCCUGAAGACUCUCAGAACAUGCCGAGGAAUCAGGAAAAACAUCCAGGAUCGACACAUGGAGGAAAUUGUCGAGCUGCUGACUGAGAUGGAGACUUUCACCAAAGAGCUGCUCACUAAAGUCGUCACUGACGAUGUGGAGAAAAACAUCAAGCGAUACUUCAGAUCAGAUAACAAGCGGAUUUUCCCCUUCGACCCUUUGGAGAAGCAUUUUCCUCAACUGGAUUUUGCUGCGGAGGAGCGCAGGGCAGUGAUGGGGGACAUUUACAAAGGCAUCGCCCACGUCUACUUCAAACAUCUCAUUGGAACCAGCAUGAGGAAGCUGAGGAAGAAGUGGUGGACUGACACCAACAUCGGGAAGACAGUCCAAGCGGACGCUGUGGAGCUUCACAUCAUCAUCUCACGCUGGGCAGAAGACGUCCCACAAUACAACAACCUGCUGCUGAAGAUCAGAGAAGUGUUGGCCUGCUCCGACAUGGAGGCCAUGAAGCAGACGAUGGCGUUCAUAGAGAAGGAGUGUGACGAGCAGAGUGAAGACCUGCAGCUGCUUCCCGACCUCCUGCUGUGGGCAGACUACAGUCCUCUGGACGUCAAGAGGGUGCUGGAGGUGCUCCAAUCCCCUCCUUCCAUCCUCCAAAUGCCAUCCUGGUUUGUGCAGUACUACCUGUGCUGCUGCUGUUGAAGCCGUGAGCAACAAAUUCUGCAAUAAUUCUUCUUUUCAACAAGUUCUUCUGGUCUGCUAUUUCUCUUUGUGUUCAACUGAAAGAUGAAGGAAUUCCUUAAAAGAUUUCAAUCAGUUCAACUUUAUUAGUGAAGCACUUUUCAUACUUUGAGCAACAGAAAAACAUUUUAAACCAAAAAGCCAGCAGUGCUUUAACGGCAUCCGUUCUCAGCACACCCUGCAGGUUCUUUCUGUUUUUAACGGUUCAGCCGCAGUAAAACGAGAAUCCAGGUUUUAAUCAAAGGGCUUUAUUCAUGUGAUUCUACAGCAAAAAGCACUAAAGAAGGAAUCCGUGGCUCACUGCAUCUUUUCUUCACCUCUUUAUUUUUAUCGUCUUUUCCUUUGUUCGUUACUGUCGGAUGUUUGCUCUGAUUUAUUCCGUCUCAUCCUGAUAAUCAACUGUAAAGAAACAAAUAAGCCACCAAAGGGAGAUGUUUAUGUUGAAUACUAACUUAUUUUAGCACUACAUGAGUCAGGGUUCCCUCAGGGUCUGGAAAAGUCCAUAAUAGUAUUGAACUUACUAAUCUGUAUUUAAUACCUUGAAAAUAUUUUAAAUUUGGUUUUGUACGUGUUAAAUUAUGUUUCCGUAAACUUGUUUGAAUAGAAUAGCCACAUUUAAACACAAUGCAGCAGUUCAACAUGUUUUGGUGACUGACGCAGGUUUAGCCGAAAAGCACCGAACUGAAGUGUGAAUCAUGUGAUCCUGGUGGGCGGGGCUCCGGCGCUGCAGGAGCUCCUGAUGCUGUUUGGUUUAAUGAAGUCAUCCUGCUUGAACAGAAACAAUGCAACAGAUGCAUCAGUUGCAACAGGAAAGGGUAGCACACUCUGUCAGCAUAGAUACGAUGCUCCCAGUCAGCAUUUUAAAGAAUGCAGGCAAGUCACCUGUCCUGCUUCGUCAACUUUCAGUUUCCUGUGCAUGUUCACUACAACAUUUAACAAUGAAAACAUUUAGCAAUGAUAAUCAAACAUAAUAUUUCCAACAGUUUACAAGGCCAAGGUGGAGGCGGU